This is a messenger RNA of Cavia porcellus (domestic guinea pig), 14173 nucleotides long. RefSeq names its product interferon alpha-4-like. Bases 4174 to 4737 code for a protein of 187 amino acids. The transcript has a single exon. NCBI's taxonomy places the organism in Eukaryota, Metazoa, Chordata, Mammalia, Rodentia, Caviidae. Gene Ontology annotation, cellular component: extracellular region. Gene Ontology annotation, biological process: defense response. Gene Ontology annotation, molecular function: cytokine receptor binding. The record is from RefSeq and is a predicted model, not a curated record.
GGUUCCCUAAACUAUGCUUAUCCUGUAAAGAUCUGCUCUUCUUCCUCCCAGAGUGUUUCUAUAUUUUGAUAAACAAUUCUUUUGUUUCAAGACUAUACUGCCUGUCAAUAUAUGACUCAAUGUACCUAACUAAUUAUGUAAAAUUGAUGGCUUGCUUUGAGUCUCCCAUUUCUAAAUUCCAUAUAAACUAAACUCUUCCUAUAUUCAUGUCUGUUGCUUUUGAGGAAUUAUCCCUGCAACAGUCUACUGGUAUGAAGUUCCAACAGUCUGCUUGUGUAAAGAUUAAACGCUACUUUCUUAUCUUCUCAGUACAGUCUUCCUUUCAGUUUCCUUUGGUUUGUUUUGGCCUGUGAAUUUUCUGGAAACAGGGUAAGGCUUUUCUCUCCCUAGUCCUGCCUCCAGUGAGGAUAUACAAAUAUUUGUAUAAGACACAAGCAUAACCCCACAAUUAACAAAGUUAAUUAAUAGCUGACAUGCUAUUAAUUAAUAGUAGGUCGAUAACUGAGUGCAGGACAGUUUGUUUUGCUCCGCUCUGAUUUUGAGAAUUUCACACUGUUUAAUAAUUCUCAAUAUGAUCUAUGAAAGGAUUUUGCCCCAGAUAGGACACUGUAGCCCUUGGGAGGCUGGAAGGCAGAACCAAGGAACUCUAUCUUGAGUUCAACUUUCUUGUCCCUAGGCAAUUGAACUGUGGCACCAAAUGAAUACCAAUGGGCUGCCAGUGCAUCAGUAAUGCCCCUUAGGCACCACCCCAAACCUAAGCUACAUGUAUGCCCCCACACCACGUGUCUGGCGGAGAGAAUGCCAGACCCGAGAGAAUGCGACACCGCAGAGGGUCAGGGGGUCUCUCCCCACAUUCUUAAAAUUAAAGUCGCUUUUAUUUCAUACUUCUUAUCUUUUCAGCCACGCCAAAAUUCUAUCAGUCUACAGAAUGUACACAUUCCCAAUUUAAAUAUCAUUAUUCAGGUUUGUAGAAUGGAAAAGCUCAUCCUAAAAUUCCAAUAAAAUUGAAAGGGUGUCUGGAUAGAAAAAACAAUCGAAAAAUAAAAAGAAACAUGAGGCACUGUAUUCUUCUUAACUUCAAAAUAUACCACAAAACACAGUAAUACAGGCUUAAUACAGGCAAAUAAAUAUUUUAACUUUGUAUUAAUCAUUCAUCCUUAUGUGUGACAUCAAAACCAUAACCAAAAAAAGGACAAAAUACAUACAUUGGGCAUCAUCACAAUUAAACAUUUUCAGGAUCAAGAUUACUAUGAGGACAAUAAAAACUCAAGUUAUAGAAGAGACAGACUGUACAUAAAGCACAGAUACAGAAUGGUCUAGUAUCCAAAACAUUUAAAGAACUGGUAAAACUCAAUAACCAUCAGAAAAGCAUUUGUCCAAAGAAGGUACAUAAAAGGACACAGGACAGCAAGCACUUAAAAAUCUACUGACACCAUUAGUCAGUAAGAAAUGCAAAUCAAAACCAGACACAAAUGCAACCUCUAAAACAAUCUGGAAUGAAAAUAAUUUAAAGAACAUGUUCUGAAAAUAUGGAGAAAUGGGAAGUUUCUCACAUUUCUGACAAAUUACUAUGCUAAUGACAAAGGAUACAAAUUUCAGAUUUCUGGAAAAGAUAUCAAGACAUAAAUGAAUAAAAGAUAGUCUCGUUAAUCAAUAGUCCUAGAAAAACUGGCUUUCCAAAUGUCAAAGACCAGGUCCAAGUCCAACACCAUGCACUCGAGUAAAAUUGAAAUGGAUCAAAGUUCUAAAUAUUAAAAUGAAAAUACUAAAUCUUCUGGAAGAGAGUAUAGACAGGACUCUUCAAGACAUGGGUAUAGGUAAAGAUUUCAUGAACAGAACAUUAAUCACACAGGAAACAAUACAAAAUUCAAUAAUUGGGUUAUCAUUCUAAUAAAAAGACUUCACAUAUCAAAGGAAAUCAACAGUGGAAUGAAAAGACAACACCACACAGUGGGAAAAAAUCUCAACCAGUUGUUCUUCAAAGGAAUUAUAUCCAUAACAUAUAAAGAAUUAAAAGGAAUUAGAACCACCCAAAACUAAAGACCCAGUUCAAAAAUGGACACCUGUGAGGAAUAUAAACUUGUCAGAUGAAGAAAUUCAAAUCACAAAUAAAUACAUGAAAAAUGUUCCAACAUCAUUGGAUAGUACAGAGAUACAAAUAAUAUUAUGCUGUCACACAAUUUUACUCCAGAUAGUGUGAGUAUCAUCAAGAAAUCAAUCAAUAUUGGAGAGGUAUGGGAAAAAAAGGACCAUGCUACUUCACUGAGGAGAGUAUAGACUGGUACAACUACUGUGGAAAUCAGUAUGGAGAAUCCUCAUAAAACUAGGACUACAGGUUCCAUUUGAUCCAGCUAUUUAACUUUUGGGUUUCUCCCUAGACCACAUUGAUAUAUGCACACCCAAGUGUACAGCAUCACAGAUUGUAGUAGCAAAAUCUUGGAGACAAAUCAGGGUUCAUCAACUGAGGAACAAAUAAACAAGAUGUGCAGGGUUUUGUUUUUUAAUACAAUGGAGUACUACUAAAGCAAGAAAAAUGAGCCAUUUCUAAGUAAAUAGAUGCAGCUUGAGAAUAUAUUUGAAGUAAAAUAGAUCAGACUCAUGUGUGUAAUCACUGCAUUGUCCUCUAGAUAAACUGGAAAAGUAAAUAAUGAUUGAAAUCCACAAUAGAUACUGUAAAACGGAAGAAAUUCUCCAAAAGGAAGAGAGCAACUAAGGUGGGGAAAGGCAGAAAGAAAGGAAGGGAAAAGGAAAAAAAAGAUUACAAAAAGAUAACAUGGAAAAAAUUUGUAAAAUGAAAAAGGAAGAGGUGUUGAAGAAAACAGAAGCGAUUGGGAAAAAGGAAUCAAAAUAUUUCAUACACAGGUACAAAGUCUGCAUCAUUAGUAAGAGCAUUAUGUUUAUCCAAAAUGUCACAAUAAACAAUUUCUAAAAGGUAAAAGAAGUCCCUAAGUGGGCCCUUGUUUUACAAACUCAGUUGUUCACAAGAGCUGGUUAUAUUUCAAACUGGUUUUAAGUCAAGACUACAUUUUCCAUAAAAAUUAAUGAAAAAACCUGUUAUACACUCCAAAGCUAAAAAAACCUUAACUAAAUUUUUCAUUGUAACAAGGGUUAUAUACUAUAUAUAAUUUAUCAUAAACACCAAUAAUCUUCCUGGUGUACUCACAAAGAAAUUAUACAGUGUGCCUAAUUUCAUACUAUACACACCAUUCAAGGUGACGUCAUGGUUUUCAGGAAAAAGCGAAGGAAUGGAAAGUGGUUCUUCUUUGGAAGGAGAUUUCUUUUCCAUAAGAACAUCAGGAAUUGGGCUUUCACCUGCAUCUGGGCUCAAUUGAUGUUUACCUAUGCUUACAUAGGCUUUUCAAGAAUAGCAAGUCCUGUUUAGCAGCACAUAAGUGCCUGGCAUUCGGAUUGUAACUCAAAACUUGGAUGAUGACUUGAAACUAACAUUCGGAUCUAAAUCAACUUGCUGAUAUAUGAAGGCAGACAUAACUGAAACAUCCACUGUGACUCCUUACUUCCUAUUAUGUGUCUUUUAUUUCUCAUUUUUGAAAAAAAUACAACUUAUAAUUCCAUGGGUCUUAUUUCAGUUAACAUGAGGACACAAGGUCACUCAAUUAUUCACAUAAAACUCAAGUUUAUAUCUUUCAUCAUGACAGAGUAGCAAUCCACUGCAUGCAAAUACAUAAGCUUCAUGUAUUCAUAAGUUGUUGGAAAUAAAGGUUGCUUCCAUGAUAUAGGGAUGAUAAAUUCUGCUACUAUACAAUUUUCAGCUUAAAAUUUUUAUAUAGUCAUCUUAAUUUUGUUUAAUUAAAAAAUUCACAUUUUUAUAUGUAAAAACACAAAUUCAGUCCAUAAAUAUUACAUAACAGUGCCUUUGAAUUGUAAUCAGAAAUUCAUUUAGGAAACCAUAAUCUAUGAAAGUGCAUAUGGCCUGUGGAGUGAAGGAAGUGAUGAAAGCAAAGUGGUGAGAAACUUUACUGAAAACUCCAGUAGAGAAAACAAAAAGAAACAGGAAAACAGAAGUAGAAAAUAAAGGAAAGACAUUUAGAAAAUGAAGCUGGUAUGUUCUCUAUUUAAAUCGUCUGAACACACCAGAGUCUUCAGAGAACCCACAGGCAAAGGUUCAGGAUCACACAUCCAUCUCAAACAGCCAAGCAGCAUCAGCAGGAUCCCAUGGCCUGGCCAUUGACUGGAUUGGUGGCCCUGCUGGUGCUCACCAUCAUGGCAUCAUGCUCUCUGGCCUGCACCCUGCCACAGACCCACAGCCAGAGGAAUGCCAGGGCCCUGCUUCUCCUGGAACAAAUGAAGAGAAUUUCCACUUUCUCCUGCCUGAAGCACAGACAGGACUUUGGAUUGGCUCAGCUGAACUUCGAUGGCAAGCAGGUCCAGGAGGCUCAGGCCUUCUCGGUCCUCCAUGAGAUGGCCAGGCAGACCUUCAACAUCUUCACAUCAGAAGACUCAUCAGCUGCCUGGAACCAGAGUCUCCUUGACACCUUCUGCACUGGCCUCCAUCAACAGUUGAAUGACCUGCAGGCCUGCUUGACCCAGGACACGGGGCUGGAAGAGCCUUCCCUGUUGCAUGAGGACUCCAGACUGGCUGUGAGGAAAUACUUCCACAGGAUCGCUGUCUACCUGAAGGAGAAGAGCUACAGUCCUUGUGCCUGGGAGGUGGUCAGAGCAGAAAUCGUCAGAUGCUUCUCUUCAUCAGAAGAACUGUUGAGAAAGAUGCAGCACUAAGGAAUGAGUCCUGGUUUAACAAGAAAAUCAUUUACAUCGAUUGCAUGACACUUUCACGAUUCUAUCAUUUCCAAGAUUCCCAUUUAGGCUCUAUUCAUAACCUGCUUUGUUUGUCCAUUUUUAUCAGGAGUCCUGGGCAACAUUGUGAUCAUCUCUAUAUGUUUUUCUUCCAGCUCAUUUUUCAAACAUAAAAGUAUUUAUUUAUUGGUGUAUUUAAGAUUUAUUUAACUAUAAGACAUUUUGUGUUUACUAUGCAUAAAAUAUGCAGACUUCUAAAUUACAGUUAAUAAAACAUGUUCUUUACAUUUGCUCAAUUUGUCAGUUUGCUUUUUCCAUUGGAUUUGUGUCAUAUGAACCCUUCGUAUAUGUGUUUGUCCUUUAAAAGAUACUCCAGAUGGCAGAGUAGUAAGCAACAAAUAGCCCCUUGAGAGACACCAUCUAGAAUUGGGGGUACACCAUCGUGAAGAACACAAGAAAGAAGAAAAUUGGUACCCUGGACAUAGAAGAGUCUGAAUUUUGAAUUGAAGCUCAGAGACAGUGAAAAGGAAAACUUCAAUGAAGAAGGCAGUAUCUGGUGGCGGCUUCGCCAUCAGCCAGACUCACUGCUUGAGAGCAGCUGUUGGAACCUGGGGACAUGUGGUGGUAGUGGCAGCUGGCAAGCCCUCAGGCCUCUGUGGAAAGGUUUGAUGGCAGAGGGGAGCAGUGGACAUGGAGAACAUUGCUGGAUGCUGUUGAGUGCCAAGGAAUUGGUCCUCCUGUGGAAGAGACCAUUGGUUGGCAGUCAUUUUGGAGCUGGGCCAGAUAAGUCCAGAAUGAAAACUAUUGAUAGCUUCCUCCAGCAGAUUUUAGCUGGGCACAGAACUGUGCAAAAAUGCUAGGAUGAUGGUGAGCCAAAUCAGUCUGGUCUCAGGACAGGGCUGCUAAAGUUCUCUGCUUCUGUCCUCAAAGCAAAACCUGGAUUGUGGAGGUGAAGUAACAGGGUUUGGGAUGCUGUCUCCACAGUCUACUAGUGAAUCCAGAGAGAAUCCUGAAAGUGGACAAUGUUUUUGUUUUGUUUUGUUGUUGUUUUUCUUUUCUUCUUUUCUUGUUUGAUUUAUUUAUUUUUUAAUCACUCUUUCACUUCCAUCAUUUUCCUUUCUUUUUUUUUUUUUAAGCAUGAGUGUGGUUCUUAAUCUCCUUGUAGGUCUGGUUUUUGUUCUGUUCUACCUUUUAUUUCUUCCAGCUCUCUUUUUCAUCAGUCUUCUGCAUCGAUGUCUCCAAGUUGGUGGGAUCCAUUUUUAUGCUUGUAAUCCAAGCUACUUGUAAUCUUUUUCUUUCCCACUUUUCUGUGUUCUCUUUAAUCUAUUUUGAAUCUUAACACUUGAGACAGAAUUGACAUAAUUACACAUUGAUAUACUGAAUACAAUUGUUGUGCAUUCUGUUGAAAAGAUAUGAGAAGACACUUAAACAAGACAUAACCUCAGAGAUUUAGUUCACUAAAGCAAACCAAGGAAAGAGUGAGGCUGGAAAAUUUGAAAACCCACACCAGGUCUCUGCAAAAUGGUAACAAAGCAAUUGGAUAAGGCUCUGGAAAAAAUGAAACCAAAAAUACUCUCUCAAAACUAGAAAAGGAACAUGAAAAAUCAAUCCAGCAACUACUAGAUGAGACAAACAGAAUAAUUUAAGAUUAAUUGGAGUCAGUGAACAAGCAGGAUAUACCACAAAUGACAUUAAAAAUAUGUUCACAGACAUUGUGACAGAAAACUUUCCUGGUAGAGAAAAAUACAAAUAAGUGAGGCAUAGAGAACUUCAAUUACCAAUUAUCAAAACAAUUCUGCAUUCAGGCAUGUCAUAGUCACGAUUCCAGAAACUCAAUACAAGAAAAGAAUUUGAAAAGCUGUUAGGGAAAAGAAAAAAGUCACCUAUAAAGGAGAACACAUCAGGAUUACAGCUGACUUCUCAGUACAAACUGUCAAGUCUAGGAGAGCUUGGAGUAAAGUACUGCAAGUUCUAAAGGAAAACAACUUUCAACCCAGAUUGAUGUAUCCCACAAAACUAUCUUUCAAAAUUGAUCCAGAAAUAAGAUACUUCCAUGACAAAGAAUAGCUGACAAAAAUAUAUGACAACCAAACCUGCACUCCAAAAUGUUCUGAAGGACAUUCUAGAGUGAGAUAACAAAGACGUCAUUUCCACGAACACUAAAAGAAGGAAUUCACCAGGAAAAGCAAACGAUUACAGGGAAAGGGAAAAAAAGAUGUGAGGGGGGCAAUAGCAGGAAAGUAACAUGACAACAAUAAAUCUAUACAUAUCAGUUUUAACCAUCAAUAUUAAAAGUCUCAAUUCACCAAUCAAAAGACACAGACUGGCAGAAUGGAUCAAGAAACUGAGAUCCAAUAACAUGCUAUCUACAAGAAAUACAUUUACCCCAAAAAGAAUGUCUAAGGAUGGAAAACAAUACUCCAUGCAAAAGACAUUCGGAAAAAACAGGGGUUGCUAUUCUAUUUGCAGGUCAUGUGAAUUUCAAGCCAAGACUGAUUAAGAGAGAUAAAGAAGGUCACUACAUUCUGGUAAAGGGAAGUGUCCAAGAGGAAGACAUAGCAAUCAUUAAUAUAUAUACAACUAAUAUUAAUGCAUCUAGUUAUAUAAAACAAUCAUUACUGGGCAUGAAAAAUCGAGUAAGCCUUAUUACAAAUGUCUUGGGAGACCUUAAUACCUCACUCUUACAAAAAGGCAGAUCAACAAGACAAAAAAUUAAUAAUGAAAAAUUAAUUAAUGAAAAAUUCCGAGACACAUAUGAAUUACCUAAACUGAAUCCAGAAGUGACAAGAAUUCUACAUAACCCAAUUAUCAAUACAUGAAACUAAAGAUGUAAUUAAAAUCAUGUUAACAAAGAAAAACCUAAGUCCUCACAGAUUCACUGCUGAACUUUACAGGAAAUUUAAUGAAAACUUAACACCACUACUUUUCAAAUUCUUAAAUGAAAUUGAAAGAAAAGUAAUACUCCCAGAUCCAUUUUUAGAAACAAGCAUUACUCUAAUUCCAAAACCAGAGAAGGACCCAAUGAAGAAAGAGAAAUACAGGUCAAUCUCUCUAAUGAACAUUGAUGGAAAAAUCCUUAAUAAGGUACUGGCAAACAGACUGCAGCAAAAUGGCAAAAAAGAGUGUACCAUGAUCAAGUGGAGUUCAUCCCAGGGAUUCAGGCAUGGUUCAACAUAGUAAACUCCAUAAAUGUAAUACAUCAUAUUAACAGAGCCAAGGACAAAAAUCACAUGAUCAUCUCAAUAGAUACAGAAUAAGCUUUUGGCAAAGUCCAGCAUCCAUUCAUGAUAAAAACCCUACAUAAAAUUGGUAUAGAUGGUCUUUAUCUCAAUCUGAUAAAACCCAUCUAUAAAAAAUCAACAGGCAACAUCUUAUUAAAUGUACAAAACCUGAACAUUUUAACUCUAAAAUGAGGAACCAGACAAGGAUGUCCACUGUUUCUACUCUUAAACAACACAGUCCUGAAAACUUUAGGCAGAGCAAUUAGACAAGAGAGAUAAAGAAACAGAAUAAAGAUAGGAAAGGAAGAAGUUAAAUUAUCAUUAUUUUCAGAUGACAAGUUACUCUACCUCGAAGACCCCAAAAACUCCACCAAUAAACUUCUAGAUUCAAUCAGCAAACUUAGUAAGGUAGCUGGUUACAAAGUCCACAUUUAAAAAUCAAUAGCCUUCUGGUACACAAAUAGCAAAUGUACUCAGAGAGAAAUCAGGGAAACAAUACAUUUUACAAUAGCAAACAAAAAAUUGAAAUAGCUAGGAAUUAAUCAAAUGAAAGAUGUAAAAUACCUCCAAGUUGAAAACUAUAGUACUCUGGAAAAGGAGGUUGAUGAAGAUAUUAGAAAAUAGAAAGAUAUCCCAUGCUCUUGGGUAGGAAGAACAUGUAUAGUGAAAUUGGUCAUAUUUCCAACACUGUUAUACAGAUUCAAUGCAAUCUUACAGAAUUAGAAAAAACAAUCCUAAAAUUCAUCUGAAAUAAGAAGAGAUCAAGAAUAGCAAAGGUGAUUGUUGGCAAUAAAGUGAAGCCAGGGGCAUCUCAAUUCCUGACUUGAAAUUAUACUACAAAGCUAGUGUGAGUUUUAAAAAAAUGUGUGCUACUGGAGAAAAAAAACAGACAUGAAGAUCAAUGGAACCGAUUAGAAGAUGCAGAAAUAACUGUAGACACACUAAGCUACUUUAUCUUUGACAGUGGUGCCAAACACAUUCUCCAAAAGAAACAUAGUCGCUUUAAUAAAUGAUGUUGGAAGAACUGGUUUUCACAUGCUGAAGAUUUAACCCGGACCCAUAUCUUUCACCAGUACUAAGCUAAAUCAGAAUGGAUUAAAGAUCUUAAUAUUAUUACAAAUGUUAGAUAUGUUGGGAGAUAGAAUAAGUAAAACUACUGAAAACAUUGGUAUAGGCAAAGACUUUAUGAAUAAAAUCCAGAUUGCACAGGGCUAACUACAAAGAAUCAGCAAAUGGGAUCUUUGUCUACUAAAAAGCUUUUGCACAGCAAGAGAAACCACCAACAGAGUGAAGAGACAGCCCACAAUGUGGGAAAAAAUGUUUGCCAAGUGUUACUCAGAUAAAGGAUUACAAUUGAAAAUAUAUAAACAAAAACAUUAGUCCUCACAGAUUUAAAAACCCAAUCCAAAAACGGGCAUCUGAGAAGAACAUACACGUAGCAGAUGAUAAAGUACAACAGCAAAUAAAUAUGUGAAAAAAGCAUUCAACAGCACUAGUCAUUUGACAGUUGCUUUCGAGAAUUAGAACAACACUGAAACUUUACCUCACCUCAGAAAAAAUGUCUAGUACUAAGAAAUGAACCAAUUACAAAUGAUGGAGAGGUUGUGGCAAAAAAGAACUCUUCUCCAUUGUUGGUGGGAAUGUACUCUGGGGUGCAAUUACUGUGAAAGUCAGUGUGGAGAUUUCUCAAAAAACUAGGUUGGAGGUCCCAUUUGACCCAGCUAUUCCCCUUCUCGAUAUCUUUCCAAAAGAAUUAAAAACAUCAUACUGCAAUGAUAUAUGGGCACCCAUGUUUAUAGCAGAAUAGUGUUUAAUAGCCGGAUCUUGGAAAUAACUUAAAUGUCCAUUGACUGAGGAAUGGAUAAGAAAGAUGUUGUAUUUAUAUUCAGAGAGUACUACUCAGCCAUAAAGAAUAAUAAACUGGACAAUGUUAUAGCUAAAUGCAUGCACCUUGAGGACAUACUUAUUAGUGAAAUAAAUAUGUCUUUCAUAUAUAACCUCAUAUUGUUUCAUUAGGGUGACAAGCUAAAAUAAAAAAUAAAACAUGGAUUUUGUCCCAGAGAGAAUGACUUCAUCCAAAGCAAUGACUCAGGCCACACCUGCCUUUACUUUACCUAACUGAUAGUGGACCAUUUUGAGUUGACUUUUGAAUGUUUUGAAAAUUUUUUAUGUGAUACAAGGUUUGGAGUUUCUUUUUGCAUGUAAAUAUGCAAAUGUUCCAGUAUGUUUAUUUAAUUGUUGUGCAUCCUUUCUCUAUUUAAUUGUUGUGCAUCUUUGCCAGAAAGCAAUUGUCCAUUAUGUGGGUAUCAAUUUUGGGACUUCAUAUGGGUUCUUUGGUGGUUUGUCUAUCUUGAUAGCAAUGCCAUUUUGUUACGAUGGGUAUAAUUUUGUGGUAAGUCAUGGGAUUAGGGAGGGUUGGAGCUCUAAUUUUGUUCCUUUAUCAAAGUUGAUUAGACUAUUAUGAAUCUUUUCUAUUUCUACAGAAACGAAAGAAUUAAAAUAAUAAUUUUUAGGAAAAAUGAUGUUGGCAUUUUGAUAAAGGAUUGUGUUUUCGGAUCUUUAUUAUUUCCUUCUAAUCAUUUUUGGUUUUAUUCUGUCUCUUAGAUUCAAUUUCUAAUGAAUGAUAUGAGGAUAUUUCCUUACUUUCUUCUUUUCUCAUAAAUGUACUUGGUCUUAAUUUUUUUAAAUGAAUAAAAAGAAAAAAGAUACUCCAAACUUCAAUGUACAACCUUAUGAAAGUAUGGAAGAAGGAAUCCAUUUGCCCAUCACUGUCAAACUCAAAAUAAAAGGAGUAACUUAUGCUCUCAUGACCUGGGACCAAAGUGCAGUUGAAGAGUGCUCAUGCAGUAUGUGUGAGGCUCUGAGUUUGAUCCACAUCACUUCAAAAAACAAUAAAAUAAAAUCAUAGCUCACCGACUUUUAUAGAUAAACAACCUAAAAAGAAUAAUCAUAGAUACUAUCAGAUAUAUGAACUGCCACAGUGAAACAAAGGGAAAGCCAAUAAAACCUUCUCAGGAACAUAUGGAUGUUGAAAUAUGUUAAGAUAUAAAAAUGAAAAAAAUCAGACAUCUAAAUAUCCACUGUUCUUCGAACCCAUGACCUUCAUUCAGAAAAAGGAAGCUGCUGGAAAUUUUUGCAUGGUGACUACAGUCUCAGCAAUACAGGUGCUCAUACAGAAAGGGUUUGGAGAGAAAAAUUUAAACCAGGAGCUGGAUUCAUCAGGAUCUAAAACAGCAAGUGAAGAGUCAUACAGAAAACAAAGGUAAAAGAGUCUUAGAGUAGAAAGAUAAAGGAAUGGUGAUAAAAGGGUUUUUAAGGAAAUCAAUCUGCUAAGGGAAGGAAUUUUUGGAGUCAUGUAAGGCAUGAAUUGAAACUGCCCACUACAUCUCUCCCUCCACCUAACACCCCAUUCAAAGGGACCUCCUUAAUGUUCCUUUGUUUAGAGAUUUUUGUGUUCUGAUGGUUACUAAUACGAGAGACAACACCAGGCACACACUCUCCUUCCUGAAAAUACACAAGUGGCUGGUCUAGAACAUGAUUAAGAUAGAGGAGUCAACUGGAGAUCAUGGAAAGAGGACAGAGAUGAUUAAAGUGUCUGCCAGAAUCAUGGCAGUCUUAGGAAAUGGUUUAUAUUGAGCUACGUCUCCUUUCACAUCACAAGAUCUGAAAUCUGCAUGCUGAGUCCUUAAGAUUCUCUCCAUAAGCAGUAAUCGAUUGCAGUAAAUGCUGAGAACACAGAGAUUUCCUAGAGGGGUACAGACAAAUAAAGUGCCCCCAACGAGGCUCACACUGAAACCAUCUCGCUCUGAACACUCAUGAUGUACAAAACAUAGGAGAUUCUAUUCAUGAAGACAGGGCAACUCAAGUUAUCUUGAAUUCUCUUCAGAUGCAGGCUGCUUUAAAAAUAAACAGUCCAAAAGCAACAGGGUCUGACUUGUGGAAGAGCUUUCUAAAAUACAAAUAAAUCAUGUGCAUAUUGGAAGGUCCAAAUUUCUCAAAGGAAUGAAUUUUUUGAAACAAAUUUUUUAUCUCAAUUGACUGAAGAAAAGAUUUUAAACAUAUGAAUUAUCUCUCCUUGCAGUCUGUGCAUUCUACAAUGUUUAUGUAUAUUUAAACAUUGGUUCCCUUCCUAAAGAGUAGAGCUCCCAAUGAUCUGGAUGUAGUGUUAUAACUCAAUAAUGCCAGGUUGAGGAAGGAGGAUUGUUGGUGUGUUCCAGACCAGUGUGGGCUGCAUAGUGAAUUCAAGGUCAGCCUGAACUUCAUGGUGAGAACACACACACACACACACACACACACACACACACACACACACUCAAUUAGAGGCAGCAAAACACAUGUACAUGAGUAAAAAAUUAGAAAUCUUCACCAUGAAUGGGAUAAAGAGCAAUCUGUCUCAGCAUGUGAAAGUUCACUAUAAUGAUAGUGACAGUGGAGUCAUUAAUAAAGCAAACAAAAAGAAGUUAAACCAAAAAGUUCAUUUCUUAAGCUUGACAUGGUGGCACAUGCCUGCACUCUCAGCACUCAUGAGGAUUGCCUAGGGUUCAAGUUCAUACUGGGCUGGUAUAUUGUGAAUCAAGGCCUUUUUAGAUCCUUAGGUCAUCAAAGGGCCACUGUGAGCCCUAUUUGCUGUGAUUCCAUAUGAAAAGCACUUCUGUAUCUGAAGGCCCUGGGGGACGAUCUUAAUGCCUCGACCGCCUUUGGUGCUGUGGACUCAGCUGGGAUUCCUGUGCACAGGGCCUUGGUUCAGGUGGGCCAGGUUCAUUCUGGACAGUGCAGAACUUCCAUGUGACUCUGUGGGACUUCUAUGUUAGUGUACAUGCACGGCUAUAGCAGUAUCUUGGUUUUAUUUCAGAUGUGGUAUAUGUUUGCUAAACAAAAAUAUUAUUUAACAAUAAUGGACACAGAGAACAUAGAAUCCAAGCUGAUAUGUAAAUCGAUAUUUUUUUAGCAUAUGUUUAAAUAAACUAAUGAAUACAAACAUUGCCGGAGGCUGGUACAUGUACAUGACACAUCUUCAUUUUAUUUAAACCUCUUCCCCUCCAAGCCCUCUCCUUCAGUUUGUGCGCCCAGUCCUACUGAUAAAAAAAAAUCUAUUUUUUAUUAAUUUAUUCUUUUAUUAUAGACUCAUAUUUUGUCUUCUUAUAAAGCAGAUAUUAAACAGUACUUCACUGUGUGUCUGAUUUUCUUCGGCCAGUGUUAUAGAUUCAAGAUGUGUCCAUUUUUCCCACAAAUAACUCAAAUGGAUCCUUUGUAGCAGAGAAGUACUAUAUUGUGUAUGAAUAAUACAUUUUCUUUAUCCAUUAUCUUUUGGGGAAAAUAGCUAUUUCCAAAAUCUAGCUUUGUAAAUUUUGCUGCAAUAAACGAGCAUAUAUAUGCUUCGCUGAUAUACGAUAUCUUUUAACUCAAUUGAGAAAAUAGCUAGUAGGAAAACAGAGGGGUGGAAUAAGAUUUCUAUUUCUCAUUUUGAGAGAUCUUCACACGGAUUUUCACAGUGGUGGUACUAGUUUACAUUGCUAUGAAAAAUGCAGAAGGGAAGGCUUGGUACACAGUUCAGCAGCAAAGCAACUGCCUUGCAGGCUCAAGGUCAUGACUUCCAUCCUCAGUAUCAAAAUAAUAAAAAUAACAACAACAACAACAACAAUAAUAAUACAGGGUUCCUCGUUCUACACAGCUUCAUUAACAUUCUUAUUAUCUAAUUUCCUACAUGUACCCAUUCUUUCUGAAUAUUGAAUCCCUGUGUUGUUUUAAUUUGCGUUUCUGAAAUGGCCAAGAUUUUGAACUUUCCAAUGUAGUUACUGGCCAUUUGGACUUUCUCUUUGUAGAAGAGUCUAAUCAUAACAGUUGCACAUUUUUGGACUAGGUCUUCUAUUUUGAAAGGUUUGAUUUUUGAGUGAUUAUAUUGGUGUUAAUCUUCUGCCUGAGGUGUAGCUGGCAAUUAUUUUUCCAUUUGUGAAAGAUGUUUCUUUUUCCUUGCUUAUUUUCUUAGCAGAGCAGAAGUGAAUUUGAUAUAAUCACAUUUCUUCCUUCUUGAAGCUAUUGCUUGUGCAACUAUGUUUCUAUUCACAAAGUCUUUGUCCACACCUAUGUCUUCAAGAGUUUUACUUACUUUGACUUCCAGCAAGUUAAGUGUUUCUCUUUUAACACUUUGAUUUUGAUUAACUUUGAUUUUACUAUAAUACAGUGUGAAAAAUGGAGCU